AUGUUUGUACUAGAUCAAUGCCAUUACUAUACAACAGAAAGCCACUAUAUCACAGCUCCUCUAUCUAUAGAAGAAGCCUCAUUCCCUUUAGCAUAUAUAAUGAUCAUUGGUCAUGAUUUCAAUACAUUUGAACGAAUCUUUCGAACUAUUUACAUGCCUCAAAAUGUCUAUUGUAUUCACCUAGAUAAGAAGGCCACAUUUAAUUUUAAACUUGCCGUGGGAAAAUUAUUGGAAUGCUUCCCAAAUGCUUUUAUAACUUCAAAGUCUGAGUAUAUUACCUAUGGAGGGAUAUCCAUACUCCGGGCUGAACUGAUCUGUAUGAAAGAACUAAUAGCUUCAGAUGUCCACUGGAAAUACACCAUUAACAUUGGUGACCACAGUUUUCCCUUAAAAACCAAUAAGGAGAUAGUUCAGUAUUUGAAAGCAUUGAAGGGAAAAAACAUUACCCCUCACUUACAGUCCAUUCAGAAAUCUACCGAAAGGGUCAAAUAUGUCCAUACAGAACAUAGAACCAGAACAUACUCUUCAGUCCUAAAGAAACAUAAAAAGAAGAGCCUACCUCCAAAUCAACUUAAAAUCUACUUCGGAUCACCUUAUGUUGCCCUAACAAGGCAAUUUGUCCAUUUUGUUCUAUUUAAUAAAAUAGCCAUUGAGUUAUUACAUUGGUCCCAAGAUACCUACGGUCCAAAUGAACACUACUGGAUUACACUUAACAGUAUUCCAGGUGUUCCUGGAUCUAUGGUACAAGGAGUCUCGGAGACGAGUCUGACAGCUGUGAAGUGGGUUUUCCAGGAAAAUAUUCAUAAUGGCUGCCAUGGCCACUAUUGGCAAGAUAAGUGUGUCUAUGGGCCUGGUGACUUAGAGUGGCUCUACAACUCUUCAAGUAUGUUUGCUAGCAAAUUUGAGUUUGAUAAAUACCCACUUACGGUGGAAUGCCUAGAACUGAGAGUUCGAGAGAGAACCCUAAAUCAGAGUGAAGUCCAAGUGGAAUUAGAUUGGAAUUUUUUCCCACAUUACACCUAUGUUUUAGAAGAUAGCACAAAAGAACAACAAUAA
This is a messenger RNA of Chrysochloris asiatica (Cape golden mole), 1056 nucleotides long. RefSeq names its product N-acetyllactosaminide beta-1,6-N-acetylglucosaminyl-transferase-like. Bases 1 to 1056 code for a protein of 351 amino acids. Gene Ontology annotation, biological process: transforming growth factor beta receptor signaling pathway. Gene Ontology annotation, cellular component: membrane. Gene Ontology annotation, molecular function: acetylglucosaminyltransferase activity. The record is from RefSeq and is a predicted model, not a curated record. NCBI's taxonomy places the organism in Eukaryota, Metazoa, Chordata, Mammalia, Afrosoricida, Chrysochloridae. The transcript is spliced from 3 exons.